CGACUUUUAGGGUAUAAUAUAUGUAAUGGCAUCGAAGCCUAAGCGGCGAAAGACGGAAGAGUUGGAUGAGACAGAGGCGAUACUUUUAGGCGAUGAUUUGAAACAAAUUAAGAAUAUCUUGCUAGACUUCAAGGAAAUAAAAAAGGUCGAUGCACUGGAAUCAAAAGUAAAGGAUUGCCCACGAAUUGGAGUUACAUUGAUGACUGUCUUAUGGAAAUGUUCCCUGCAGAAUUUCGAUGAUCAGCCACAAUGGUUGCAGAUACUGUAUGAUGUUCUGCGUAUUUUGACAAAUAUCUACGGAACAAUACCAUCCUUAUGCUCCGAGCUGGCCGAACCGCCCGGAAACUUUGCAAACAUUGCAGUUCGUUUGUUGGAAAGCGGUCCGAAAGUACCAAUGGAGGUGAAAUGCGAAGUGUUUCGUCUGGUAUGUAAUGUUGCAACAGAUCAACGGUGUAUGGAAUUGAUUACCGAAAAUACCCAUCUAGUAGAUCGCAUAGCGAUGGCGAUUGAUCAUGAAGUCAUUGAAGUAGCGAAAGUAGCCCUGAGAGCGGCGAACUUUCUAACGGUUAACAAAAAUGGUAUCAAAAAAUAUCGCACUUCAUCCUUAACUGAAGCAUACAACAGUGGCGUGAAACUGGUAGCGAUCGAGAAAUUGCUUGCAAUAUGCCGAUCGAUAAGAUCCUCAGAAAAAGAAGUCGUUGAGUGA
Loa loa (African eye worm) is the source of this 706-nucleotide messenger RNA. RefSeq lists its product as hypothetical. The record is from RefSeq and is a predicted model, not a curated record. The transcript has 6 exons. Bases 26 to 706 code for a protein of 226 amino acids. Lineage: Eukaryota; Metazoa; Nematoda; Chromadorea; Rhabditida; Onchocercidae.